Messenger RNA from Papaver somniferum (opium poppy), 438 nucleotides. RefSeq lists its product as uncharacterized. The transcript has a single exon. The record is from RefSeq and is a predicted model, not a curated record. Lineage: Eukaryota; Viridiplantae; Streptophyta; Magnoliopsida; Ranunculales; Papaveraceae. The coding region runs from base 1 to 438 and encodes 145 amino acids.
AUGUCCUCAUUUAAAGCCUUAUAUGGUUAUGAUGCUCCCCAUUUGGCUUUUCCUCCUACCAUCACUACUUCUGUGGCUGCUAUUGAAGAGUAUCUUAUACACAGGAAACCUAUGCUUGAUAUUCUUAAAGAUUCCGUAUCUGUUGCUCAAGCCAGAAUGAAGUUUUUUGCAGACCAAAACAGAACUGAGAGAUCCUUUGAAAUGGGAGAUUCAUUAUACCUGAAGUUGCAUCCAUACAGACAAGUAUCUGUCUCCCUAAGGAAGAAUUUCAAGCUUUCAGCUAAGUACUAUGGUCCCUUUACUGUCAUUGCUAAAGUAGGGAACUUAGCUUAUAAGCUACAACUUCCACCAGAGGCCAGAGUACACCCUGUGUUCCAUGUCUCCCAGCUUAAGAAAAAGAUUGGUUCUUCUUAUGUCCCUUCUCCAACAUUGUUGUAG